AUGUGCAACCUCAGAGAGCGUUUGAAUGUGCAGCCUCAGAGACUGUUCCGAUGUGCAGCCUCAGUGACUGUUCAGUGCAUCAGAGCAGCCUGUGCAGAGACUGUUCAGAUGUGCAGCCUUAGAGACUGUUCAGAAUGUGCAGCCUCAGAAUGUGCAACCUCAGAGACUGUUCCGAUGUGCAGCCUCAGAGACUGUUCGAAUGUGCAGCCUCAGAGACUGUUCGAAUGUGCAGCUUUAGAGACUGUUCGAAUGUGCAACCUCAGAGACUGUUCGAAUGUGCAGCCUCAGAGACUGUUCGAAUGUGUAGCUUCAGAGUCUGUUCGAAUGUGCAGCUUCAGAGACUGUUCGAAUGUGCAGCCUCAGACACUGUUCGAAUGUGCAGCUUUAGAGACUGUUCGAAUGUGCAACCUCAGAGACUGUUCGAAUGUGCAGCCUCAGAGACUGUUCAGAUGUGUAGCUUCAGAGACUGUCUGUUCCAGACACUGUGCAGCUUUAGAGACUGUUCUGAAUGUGCAGCCUCAGACACUGUUCGAAUGUGCAGCUUUAGAGACUGUUCGAAUGUGCAACCUCAGAGACUGUUCGAAUGUGCAGCCUAAGACACUGUUCGAAUGUGCAGCCUCAGAGACUGUUCGAAUGUGCAACCUCAGAGACUGUUCGAAUAUGCAGCCUCAGAGACUGUUCGAAUGUGCAGCUUCAGAGACAGUUUGA
Messenger RNA from Acanthosepion pharaonis, 708 nucleotides. The record is from the annotation of a GenBank genome assembly. Lineage: Eukaryota; Metazoa; Mollusca; Cephalopoda; Sepiida; Sepiidae.